UGGCGAAAGUGCGGCUGCGGAAGCGCAGCGAGGCCGGGGAGGAGAAAGCGAGCGCUGCUGCCGGGCUGCGGGGCUCCUGGCGCCAUGGGCCGCCUGCACUGCACGCAGGACCCGGUGCCCGAGGCCGUGCGCGGCGACAUGCAGCAGCUGAACCAGCUGGGCGCGCAGCACUUGGAAGGCAGAGGCAGGCAGAUCUCUGUGAAUUUGAGGGCAACCUAGUCUACAGAGUGAGAUUCAGGACAGCUCGAGCUAUACAGAGAAACCCUGUCUUGAAAAACAAACGAACUCCAACAAUUAAUAAAAUACAGUUCUCAGCCCUGACAGAAGUGCUUUUCCAUUUCCUAACUGAGCCCAAAGAGGUGGAGCGCUUUCUGGCUCAGCUCUCGGAAUUUGCCACUGCCAAUCAGAUGAGUCUUGGCCCCCUCAAAAGCAUCAUGAAAAGCCUCCUUCUGGUUCCGAAUGGUGCAUUGAAGAAGGGCCUCACUGCCGAGCAGGUGCGGACUGAUCUCCUGACUCUAGGUCUUAGUGAGGAGAAAGCCACUUACUUUUCUGAAAAGUGGAAGCAGAAUGCCCCAACCCUUGCACAGUGGGCCAUAGGCCAGACCCUGAUGAUUAACCAGCUGAUUGAUAUGGAGUGGCGAUUUGGAGUGACAUCUGGAAGCAGUGAAUUAGAGAAAGUGGGAAGCAUAUUUUUACAGUUAAAGUUGGUGGUUAAGAAAGGAAAACAAACUGAAAACGUGUAUAUAGAGUUAACAUUGCCUCAGUUCUACAGCUUCCUGCAUGAGAUGGAGCGAGUCAGAGCAAGCAUGGAGUGUCUCAGCUGAUCCGUGUUCCCUGCUCCUGCCUCUCCCUAAUGGCUGCUGCAGGGGCCCACCACCUUGGGAGCCCAGGUGCAGUUUCUGAAAAAACAGGGCCCCGUACUUGAGGAGUCCUGCUUGACUCCUCUGUAAGCUCCUCAUGGGAACUGCCACUUCCCAUCUCCUGGGAUGAGUUUUACACCUAGCCGCUCCGACAGCCAUUACGUCUAGGAUUGUUUUCCUUCUUUUGGGGGGUAUUGUCACCUCCUAUUAAACAGAGUAAACAAAUGGUUCCUUCA
Messenger RNA from Peromyscus eremicus (cactus mouse), 1096 nucleotides. It is a transcript of the gene Commd7, whose product is annotated as COMM domain containing 7. Gene Ontology annotation, biological process: tumor necrosis factor-mediated signaling pathway; negative regulation of DNA-templated transcription. Gene Ontology annotation, molecular function: NF-kappaB binding. The coding region runs from base 408 to 824 and encodes 138 amino acids. The transcript has 10 exons. The record is from RefSeq and is a predicted model, not a curated record. Lineage: Eukaryota; Metazoa; Chordata; Mammalia; Rodentia; Cricetidae.